AUGGCAUCGAUACCGAGCCCGACUGCAGCGGAGGUGCAAGAAGUGUUGCUGUCGCCUCACUUCAAGCACGCACCGCUGAUUGCAGACGACAAUGUGGCGUCAGGAUCUUACAGAAGACCGUCUCUCCCUAGUCCGAGCCAUUCGUUCAGAAAUGUGACCGCUUGUUCGCCGCUCAGCUCGCCUGACGAUGAGCAGAAGGCGGCGCGCGAGGCUGACAAUGCAAGUGCAGCCACAUCAGAGCGUGGAGGCCGCAGAAGAAUGGUGAGGUCUGGUACGAGUGAAUCUGUCACCCCACUCCCUGCGUCAAGUCCCAGUGACAGCACAAUCAACAGCGAUCGCGGCUCCACGACUGCCGCCAGCAGUAACAUCGUAUCUCCAGCUGUCACUACUCCCGGCAGUGACAACAAGAUAGACCUUCACAAUCGGCCCACCUCGGCAUCAUCGAUGGCGGUAUCAGUCCAGAAAUCCGCCACGUCGAGCUCCGACAUGCAGCCGGCCUUGACAGCCCAGCGCACCAACAGCAACCGUCUUCGACCACACGACGUUAGCACAGCCGCUACCCGUUCCGACGGUCUUCUCUCCGUCCCUUCGACGCCAGCUACCGACGAUCCCUUCCGUUCGCCAUCGCAGUUCAGUGUCGCUUCCGAUGCCGAUGGCUAUUUCACUGCCAGACCAGGCUCGCCCAUCGAAUCCAACGAUAUAAUGCCACUCUCGAUGCUCCGCUUCCCUUCUGCCAAAGCACACAGCGUUUUGCGUCGAGAACGAGUCUCGUGGAGUGGUCGCUCGUAUGUCAGCUGUACAUCCGACUACGAAGCAGACCUCGCUGCAGGUACAUCCAAGGCGCUUUCGAUCGAUGACGAAGCAUGUUACGUGGAUGGCGAGCACACGCUUCCUACUCUCAACCGAACAAAGGGCAAGGCGACAGAUAGAACCAACGGCAGCUCAAGACGCGUCGACUUUCUGUCGCGUCUGCCACCAGAGCUUUCGUUGUGUAUUGUGUUCAUGUUGCAAGAACAUACCGACUUGCUCCGUGCAUCGCUGGUCAGCAAGAGGUGGAGAGCGCUGGCACUUGAUCAAUCGGUAUGGCGCCAUCUCUUCUUUUCGCACCCGGGAUGGGCCAUCCGCGAAGACGCACCUUUGGUCGUGCAACAUCAAGCAGAGCUACAACGCGUCGAGGCCAAAGCAAGGCGGACCGCAGCAAAAGAGGAAGCGGACCGACUAAGACGCUUGCAGGCACAGCGCAAGGCGGCAUCCACCUCGAGUCCUUACCUCGAUCGCUUGGCUGCACUCAAAAGCUGGAGGGAAACGCUCCACAUCCCAUCCUUCCCUCAGUUAGCUGCGUUGAGUCUCACCAACCCAGCGGCGCAUACCGAGGUGGAUGUUGAUACGGGUAGACCCGUCGGCCCGCCUAUGAGCCCACUUCGUUCGCCCACAGCGGCAACGGGUAGAUUUGGGCUGUUCCUCAGCCCGGCGCGCGGUGCACCUUCAACACCAGCUGGUGCCAGGCGGGCACAAGAAGCUGCCGCGGGUUCGUCGUACUUUGCUUCGUACGAUGCAAGCAAUGUCCCGCUUUCAAGGCAGGGAAGCGUGGGAUCCAUGAGCAUGUCGAGACGCACCUCAGCGGACUCGCUUCACUUUGCAGAGGUGGUUGAGGCCGAGGAGUUCUUCGCCGCCACACUCGACUGGACUCGGCUGUAUCGAGACAGAUAUACUUUGGAGCAGAGAUGGAUGCGUGGUCACUUGGCGAGGAAGGUCGACACUGUUGAUGCGAGUGCAGCGCAGCAGAAUGAUGCAGGAGGUAUGGCUCGCACCGCUUCUGUCUCGUCGACGAACAGCGAACUCACCGCACCACCCGCUCCCGGUGCCAGCGACUCCAGCCGUGCCAUUCGAGAUAAAAGGCGGUUCGAACCCAGGAAACGCUUCCUCCGUGGACACCAGGAUUCGGUCUAUUGCAUACGACAGGACGACGGUGUGGGUACAGGAACGGCGGGCAAGCUCGUCUCUGGUUCGCGAGAUCGAACGAUCAGAGUGUGGGAUGUCGAGACGGGUGCAUGUAAGCACAUUCUCAAGGGCCACACUGCGUCGGUUCUGUCAUUGCAGUAUGAUGACCAGAUCCUCGUGUCUGUCUCUUCGGACGGCCAGGUGUUUGUUUGGGACUUUGCGAGCGUUUUGGCGACUCCAAAGGCGUCGACGCCGACAACGGAAACGCCAACGUCGACCGACCGAGCCAACGUUGAUCCGGAGUGCGGCGCUUUGGUACACGAGAAAGCCGAUCGAGUACAGUGUGUGCUCCGUGAUCACACGUCUGCAGUACUCGAUGUCGUGUUUGAUGCCAACUGGAUUGUCACAGGCUCGAAAGAUGCCACUGUGCGCGUGUGGCGUCGCUCCGACGUCACCUCCUCCUCCAGCUCCAGCAACUCUUCCGCGCCUGUUGCAUGGCGCAAGUUCACCCACACCGGUCCAGUCAACGCCGUCGACCUGCAAGGCGAUCAAGUGGUGUCUGCUUCCGGAGAGGGCUCGAUGUAUUUGUGGAAUCUGCAAUCGGGCGAGAAGGUUCAUACGUUCAAUGGACACACCAAGGGUUUGGCAUGCAUCGUACUCAAAGGCAAUACCUUGGUCAGUGGGAGCAACGAUCAGACAAUCAGAGUUUGGGAUACGAGCAGUGGUGAAUGCACGCACGUGCUGGGCGAGCACCAGAUGUUGGUGCGAACGAUCGCGUUCGAUCCUACAAGACGCUUGGUUGUCAGCGGAGGGUAUGAUCGUCUGAUCAAGCUAUGGCAUUUGGACGAUUCGCGAAACGCAACUUGCCAUGGAUCGCAAGAGCAGCAGGACGCUGAAGCGGAAACACAAGCCCAAAUCGAAGGCUCAGACAUCGAGCAAGCAUUGCAGCAGCAGCAAAAUGCCAGUGAAGAAGUAGAAGACAAGCCGAUUACAGGCAAAUGUCUAAGAGACAUCCGUUGUCAUCGAGCAAGAAUCUUCGACGUCGAUUUCAACACUACCCGCAUCGUCUCGGCUAGCGAAGAUCAUCUGAUCUGUAUCACUCAUUUUGGCGGGCAGGGCGUGGAUACGUCACUGUUUGCAUAG
Messenger RNA from Mycosarcoma maydis (corn smut), 3084 nucleotides. RefSeq lists its product as uncharacterized. The transcript has a single exon. NCBI's taxonomy places the organism in Eukaryota, Fungi, Basidiomycota, Ustilaginomycetes, Ustilaginales. Gene Ontology annotation, molecular function: protein binding. The coding region runs from base 1 to 3084 and encodes 1027 amino acids. The record is from RefSeq and is a predicted model, not a curated record.